AUCGGCACGAGAGCAACAGUGAUGACUGCGCUGGCAUUGGCGGAAGUGGGAACGCGGUUGGCGCUGGUUGACACGCCAGCGCUGGUUGUCGUGCAACCAAAGCUGGAUGCCAACCUGCAGCGAAUGCGUACUGCGCUGCAGCAGUUCCCACACAUCACACUGCGCCCCCAUUUGAAGGCGCACAAGAGCAGCUACUUUGCCAACGCACAAGCAGCAGCCGGUGUCUCCGCAUGGUGCUGUCAGAAGUUGCAGGAGGCAGAGGGCAUCCUUCCCAAAGUCCCAGGCAUGCGGGACUUGCUCAUCACCAACGAAAUCGUGGGCAAGCGCAAAGUCGAGCGCCUGAUGUCCCUGGUGAAGGAGCACCAUGCACGGACAAAGAUCACCGUGUUGGUGGACGACGUGGAUAACUGCCGCGCCCUCAAUGCAGCCAUGGCCAACGCCAGCCUGGACGACGCAAAGCUGCACGUGCUCGCAGAGGUUGAUGUGGGGCAGGAGCGCUGUGGUGUUGCGCCUGGCAGCGAAGACUUGGUUGCACUUGCCCGUGUCGUCACAGAGGAAUGCCCUCAUCUCCACUGGUCCGGCAUCCAGUGCUAUCAGGGCAAGCUGCAGCACGUGCGCAACUACGAAGAGAAGCGACAGCUUGUGAAUGGUGUGGCCGCCAAGGCCGACGCCAGUCGAACUGUUCUUGAGGAGAACGGGUUCCCCUGCCCCAUCAUCAGCGGGGGUGGUACGGGCACGUUUGUGUUGGAGGCUCAGGCGGGCGUGCACAACGAAUGCCAGCCGGGCUCAUAUGUGUUCAUGGAUGUCGACUACUCUAAGAACCUCGACCAGAGCGGACAGCUGACAACGGAUUUCGAGCACAGCCUGUUUGUGCACACGACCAUCAUGUCCAAACCAACAGCAACGCGUCUGGUGGUUGAUGCGGGAAUGAAGGCCGUCUCGCUUGACUCGGGACCGCCAAUUGUUGUUGCGCUGCACGAUGACGGCUCGUUCACGUCAUGCGCCGAAGAGGUCGCCUGGGACGCUCGAGGGAGGGGAAAGAGCGUGGUUGGGGACACACUGCAGCUGAUUCCUGGGCACUGUGACCCGACUGUGAACCUCUACGACCAAUAUGUUGUCAUCGCCGAUGGCGUCGUGACGGCGCUCCCGCCCAUCGAAGGCCGGGGACCAGGCGUGUGAUCAUGAUCAUGAUGAUGAUGGUGGUGGAACGUUGCUCCUUUUAUUGCCGUCCUUUGUUUGUAUGCGUGUGGCUUUGUGGGUGCGCUGCGCUGUUUGGUGUUCUCUCCCUUCAAGUGUCACAUUGAAGAAUAGCACGUGUCAGACGUGCCACCACAAUGUUGUAAAACGAUUCACUCCAGG
Molecule: messenger RNA, 1359 nt
Organism: Salpingoeca rosetta
Lineage: Eukaryota; Choanoflagellata; Craspedida; Salpingoecidae
Exons: 10
Coding region: 22-1179 (385 amino acids)
Biological process (GO): D-serine catabolic process
Molecular function (GO): D-serine ammonia-lyase activity
Source: RefSeq, a predicted model, not a curated record